AUGGCUAAGAAAAAGGCUAAAACUAAGAGCAAACAAGUAGCUAAGCCAGUUCCUGUUAUUGAUAAUAUAACUAACGAUGUCAUAGCAGCUGCGUAUAGCGCCGCAACUCCACCAUUAAUACCAGUAUUCUUGAAAGUUUGUCGGCUCUGCGAAAGUAAAGAUGGACCCUUCUUAAACAUUUUCGAAGCUGAUAGAUUAACGGCGAAGAAGAUAGAGGAUCUGAUGCCUUUUAGUGUAGCUGAAAAUGAUGAUCUUCCACACAAAAUAUGUUUCCGGUGUUCAGCCAAGCUGGAAGAACUUUAUGAGUUUAUACAAAAAUGUAUUAAAACACAACAAAAUUUACGCAAUGCAGUAGGAAAGAUAGGUUCUUUUGUAACUAAAUCUAAGAUGGGCAAGAAAUUAUGGGAGGAGAAAUUAAAUAAAUCCAAUAUGUCUAAUGAUGACAUAUGCGAUGCUUUAAUCAAGAAGGCAAUGGAGGGGAUUAAAAGUAUUCCAGUGGCCUCAUCAAUGGAUAAAGAAGAAUCUGUCCUAGAAACUAAAAGAAAGACAAGAAGUAAAGAACCGGUUGUAAAAAAUGAUAUAAGUGAACCUACAAGUAAUGAAAGUGAUGAGGCAACACUCAGACAGGUUUCUUUAGAGAAAAAUGAUACAAAACCAUUCUCAAAUAAAGUCACAAGAUCUAGUAAACAAGGUGUGAUAGAGACUGAACAGUUGGAAACCCCUAUAAAAGUAGAAACAGUAGAAGCAAAAAAAUCAUCCGUAUCAAAAUCUAAGAAAUCAGAUUCAGUACAAUCUAUAAAGCUAGAAUCAUCAGAAUCUACUACACAAAAUUACACAAAAGCAUCAACACAAAAUCCUACACCUACUUUAAAUAGUCUUAGUUAUGACUAUGAGGCGCCAGCUGCAGUGAGACAAACACAUAAUGAAGAAGAGAAGAAAGAACACCCUCAAAAACCUUUUAAUAUAAUGGAUCAUAUUACCAUGAUUAAAGUUAAUGGUGUCGGCAUACUAUUUCAAUGUAAAUUAUGCAAUAGAAAUUUUUUAAAACUAGAUGUUGUUGAAUCUCACAGUUGUGCCAAAAAUGGUGUACCUAAGGUUGAUUUACCUAAAUCUGUACCAGCACCAGAACCACCCAAAGUGCCCUCAGUUAAAUAUAUAAAAAUUGAUAGUGAUAUGAAGAAAACACUCACUGAAAAAGUGAAAUUAGCUGAAAAAUAUGAAAAUGAGAAAACGGAAAUUUAG
Arctia plantaginis is the source of this 1242-nucleotide messenger RNA. Lineage: Eukaryota; Metazoa; Arthropoda; Insecta; Lepidoptera; Erebidae. The record is from the annotation of a GenBank genome assembly.